Messenger RNA from Arabidopsis lyrata subsp. lyrata, 447 nucleotides. RefSeq lists its product as uncharacterized. The record is from RefSeq and is a predicted model, not a curated record. The annotation marks the transcript as partial. Lineage: Eukaryota; Viridiplantae; Streptophyta; Magnoliopsida; Brassicales; Brassicaceae. The transcript is spliced from 2 exons.
GAACUGGAAGAGGAUGUUCAGGAUGCUUCAGAGAUUUCCUUUGAACAUUCAAUGCAUCCUAGAGAACUCAGCAUUGAUGAAAUGAAUGAUAUCUUCAUUAAGUGUACUCAUAUAGAUGACCAAGGCAACCCUUAUGGCCUUGGAUCACUGGUGGAGACCCUACAUAAAGGAAAAAGGAAGGAGAGUUACGCAAGCUCUUCUUCUACAGUGACAGUUGUUGAGCUUCAAGAGCAGCUGCGGCGCAAGAUCUCUAAUCAGGAUGCUGAGAAUUCAAGACGUGAUGAGGAGCACCGGAAGUCUCAAGCUCGGAUCGCAAGCUUGGAGAAGCUCAUCCUUUUCAUGAAAGACAAAGAUGUAACUAUUUUGUGACCAAAAAGUUUCAGAAAUUCGGACUAAUUUGUGACCAGAACAAUUAACAAAUGUGACCAAACUGUGACUAAACAAAUU